Molecule: messenger RNA, 1563 nt
Organism: Vanderwaltozyma polyspora DSM 70294
Lineage: Eukaryota; Fungi; Ascomycota; Saccharomycetes; Saccharomycetales; Saccharomycetaceae
Exons: 1
Coding region: 1-1563 (520 amino acids)
Cellular component (GO): ubiquitin ligase complex; cytoplasm
Molecular function (GO): protein binding
Source: RefSeq, a predicted model, not a curated record
AUGAACGAAUAUAGGACUGAUUUCGAAAAGUUAUGCUAUGCAUGUAGAGUAGGUGAUUUAGAAAAUGUAGAUAGAUUAGCAGCGGCUGGUGUUAAUUUAAAUGGUGUGGAUAAUUUUGACAAUUCACCUUUAUUCUUAGCAAGUUUAUGUGGUCAUGAAGAAGUUGUAAAAUUAUUACUAGAAAGAGGAGCAAUUUGUGAUAGAGAUAGAUACGAAGGUGCUAGAUGUAUUUAUGGUGCACUAACAGAUAUAAUAAGGGAUAUAUUAUUAGCUUAUGAUAUUUCAAAAGCGGUUGAUACGAGUCAACCAUUUGCUACUCAUAUAUCUUCUUUAUUAAGUGAGGAAGAAUUUUUAACUAAUGGCUUAAAAUUGGUAUUUAAACAAGAUAACGAACAUAUCGAUAUCCAUCAAUUUCUUUUAAAAGCUAGAUGUGUUGAAUUGUGGAAGACAUUUUUCAGUGCUUCUAAUAAAUUUAUUCCAACCUUCUAUGUUCCAACUAACAACCGAUUAAAGAUAUUUACCUUAAUUAUAAAAUUCAUUUAUUUAAUACCUGUAAUCCAUGAAAUCAAGACAACAGAAUAUCCAGAAUUGAUAGAUUUAUCUAAAGAGUUGAAGCUAGAGACAUUAUCAAACUUCCUUGAUAAAUUAAGACAUGUAACUGAUCCAUCUGAAAAAUCAUCAAUGAUUAUAGAAUUUCAAUUUAGAGUUACAGAGGAAGCAAGACUACAACUCUGUAAUUUUGUAGAAAAUAAUAUAUUUUUGAAUACAAUCGAUCCAAAGAAUUUAAAAACUGCAAACACGCCAGCAAGUUAUAAUUCGAAAAUUAUAGAUCCCUCUGCUGAUAUCCUAUUAUUGGCGAAAGACAGUUCAGAUACAGAAAGAAUAUACCCGUGCCAUAUAUCUAUUUUAUCAAGAGCACACUACUUCCAAGUAUUAUUUUCUUUACCUUUCAGUGAGAACCAUAUGUUUCGAAAAUUAAAGAAUAACAAUGACAGCGAUGCUUUCUCAAAUUUGCCAGUUAUCUCACUUCCUCCAUGUGAAUUCAUAGUUGCUGAAAUAGUGAUACGAUAUCUGUACUAUGAUGAUUCUGAUAUACCUUGGGAAUAUUCCAUCGAUGUCCUAUUAAUUGCAGACUUUUUGUUAGAAGACAGAUUAAAGUCAAUGUCAGCCAUUGUAAUUACACAGGAUCCCCAGGUACUGAAAAAUUACUCCAUAUUUGAAAUCUUAGAUGUAGCAUGGCAAACAAGAAUGGAGAGACUGGAACAUUUUGUUGCAAAGAUACUAGCAAAAGAUAUCAGAAAGUACUAUAAAUCUGAAGAAUUCAAAGAUGCAAUAAUGAAGAGUUCUAAACGAAUUUCUGAAAGGGAAGAAACCGAUACAAUUGAGUUGGUAGAUGAUAUUAGAUAUUAUCUUCUUGAAAAGUACUCAUUAGAACCCGAUGACAUCCAAUAUUAUGAAACUGUUGAUGAUAUUAGAGAACUUCAAUCGGCCGGUAUAUUAGACUACAGAAAAGAUCUUGAUUUAAUUGACCAAGUUUUGCAUAUAUUGCAUCUAAAUGCCUAA